AGAGGAGGAAGUGCUGGUGACUUGCGCCCGAGCGUCCCCGCUUUGCGCGUGAGCGAGGUGUUGGACUCGAAGCGCCCUUGUGCAGCAGCCACUCUUCCGUCUUCCCGUACCCUCGCCUCCUCAUCACCAUCACCGAAGCUUCUCCUUCCUCGCAUCGAUGCCGUCCGAAUAUGACGACGUCCUCACUAAUCAGCCGGUCGUCCUCGACAACGGCUCUGGCACGCUGAAAGCAGGCUUUGCCGGGUCGUCCCUCCCCACAUGCUACUUCCCAUCAUGUGUCGGACGGCCGAAGCAUGUGCGCUGUAUGGCAGGCUCGGUCGAGGGAGACAUGUUCAUUGGCAGAAGGGCACAGGAGCUCAGGGGCCUGCUCAAGAUCAAGUAUCCAGUAGAGCAUGGGAUCGUGACGGAUUGGGAGGAUAUGGAGAGGAUAUGGGCUUGGACGUACAGCGAAGAACUCAGGACAUUAAGUGAAGAGCACCCGGUCCUUCUCACAGAGGCACCUCUGAACCCGCGGUCGAAUCGCGCGACUGCAGCCCAGAUAUUCUUUGAGACGUUCAACGUGCCAGCUCUGUUCACUAGUAUACAGGCAGUACUGAGUCUCUACUCUUCCGGACGCACAACGGGACUGGUGCUCGACUCUGGAGAUGGCGUCACACACUCGGUGCCGGUAUUCGAAGGCUUCUCGAUGCCGAAUGCCAUUCGGAGAAUUGAUCUAGCAGGCAGGGACGUCACUGAUCACCUACAGCUGCUGAUGAGAGGAGCGGGAUACGAUAUGAAGACGAGCGCUGAGAAGGAGGUGGUCAGGGGUCUCAAGGAGGAAGGAUGCUAUGUUAGGAGCACGUCGGGUAGCAACAGCAGCAAAGAUGAUUCUAUGCGGCCGACAGAGGAGUUCAAGCUGCCAGACGGGCAGGUCAUCAAGCUGGGAGCAGAGCGUCAUCUCGCUCCUGAAAUACUCUUCAACCCUGAGCUCAUUGGUUCGGAAUACCCAGGCGUACAUCAACUCGUCGUAGACAGCAUCAAUAGAGCAGAUCUCGACUUGCGGAAGAACCUGUACAGCAACAUUGUGUUGAGUGGUGGGACUACUCUGACAAAGGGCUUCGGAGACAGACUGCUGUAUGAAGUGAAGAAGCUGGCUCUGAGGGACAUGAAGAUCAAGAUCUACGCACCUCCGGAGCGGAAGUACGCAACAUGGAUCGGUGGAAGUAUCCUCGCUGGGCUUAGCACCUUCAAGAAGAUGUGGGUAUCUGCCGAAGAAUACCAAGAGGAUGGCGAAUCGAUCUUCAAGAAGAUGUCAUCCUUCUGAGCGCUGCUGAAAGGUCACACGUUGUCAUUGUAAUUCUAUGCUCUCUCUUCUCCCUCGCUUCACUCCAUCAAUACCACCGAGAUUCUCAGCACC
Molecule: messenger RNA, 1396 nt
Organism: Microstroma glucosiphilum
Lineage: Eukaryota; Fungi; Basidiomycota; Exobasidiomycetes; Microstromatales; Microstromataceae
Product: actin-like protein
Exons: 7
Coding region: 158-1303 (381 amino acids)
Source: RefSeq, a predicted model, not a curated record